AGGAGAGAGCUUGUGUGUAGUUGGAAGCCGAGCACAGAGCGAUGAGUGCAGGGCGCCGGGCGAGUGGAUAGCGCCAUUCGCGAGCGCAAACGUUAGGCAUCUUGAUCAGGAUGCCCACGGAGGUCCGAGGGCGCAGAAAACUGUCCCUUCAGCGUAAACAAGUGAAUCCUGUAGAUAACUGUGCGGGAUAGUCAGCGACUUCACCUCUCCCGCGGGAGAUGGGCUCGAUAGCACCUGCCGGCGUCUCGGCGAGCGCCCUCCGCGUCCCGAUGGAGCCGCGAGCGUGGAGGCGGGGAAGAUGCGGAGCGGAGGCUGCAGCGGUGAUCCGAACGCCUCGGGGCUGGCCGCACGCUGCAUAAUUGAUGGGGGGCCGGGCGCAGUUCUGGGUCUGCCAAAGGCGCGUCUCCGGGAAGAAGGGCUGGGCGGCCGGGCCCCUCCCACUCCGCCUUUUCUCGCUGGUCCAGCCCCUGGGACUGGCAGCGGGCGCCCGGCCGCCGGCGAGAGUGUGCGGGGACUCCGGACAUCGACGGCUGGGCGCCGCGGCACCAGCCUGGGGAGGGCCGCGGAGGACCCGUCCACACCAUGCACGCCCGCGCUGGCUUUCGGGAUCUGCGGGCGCCUACGCCCGCUCCGCUGCUCCUCCUGUGCCUCGUAGCCUCCGUGGCGCCCCUGAGCUGGGCGGACGACCAUCCCUCAGCUUCACCUUUUACAAGUCUACCUCUCCGAGAAGAAAUGAUGGCAAAAUACACCAACUUUUCUUUGGAGAGUCAUAACAUAUCACUGACUGAACAGUCCAGUGUGUCAGUAGAAAAAAAUAUCACUUUAGAAAGACCGACUAACGUAAAACUUACAUGCCAGUUUACCACAUCUGGGGAUUUGAAUUCAGUAAAUGUGACUUGGAGAAAAGGUGACAAACUACUGGAGAAUAAUUAUUUAGUCAAUGCAUCAGGAAACAUCCUGUAUACACAAUACAUGUUCACCGUUAUUAGUAGUGAACAAAUGGGAAGUUAUUCCUGUUUCUUUGGAGAAGAAAAGGAACAAAGGGGCACAUUUAAUUUCAAAGUACCUGAACUUAGUGGAAAAAAUAAACCAUUGAUCACUUAUGUGGGGGAUUCAGCUAUCUUGAAAUGUAAAUGUCAAGAUUGUUUUCCUUUAAACUGGACCUGGUACAGUAGCAAUGACAGUGUACAGGUUCCCAUUGAUGUCCACAUGACUGAUAAGUAUGUUCUCAAUGCAACAAAUGCUAAUGAAACAUGGCUCAAGAUAAUGCAGCUUUCGGAGGAGGAUCAGGGAACUUACUGGUGCCGCGCAAUAUUUCACUUAGGUGAAAGCGAAGGCCAUAUGGAACUUGUUGUGCUGAGCUACUUGGUGCCCCUCAAACCCUUUCUUGCCAUAGCCGCUGAGGUGGUUCUUUUAGUGACUAUUAUUCUGCUUUGUGAAGUAUACACCCAAAAGAAAAAGACGCAUGCAGAUGAUGGGAAAGAAUUUGAACAAAUUGAACAGCUGAAAUCUGAUGACAGCAAUGGCGUAGAAAAUAAUGCUACCAGACAUAGAAAAAAUGAGCCUGUGAGCCAGUGAAUGAGGAACAGCAUGUCAAGAAUUAUGGGAAUAUACACAGAGAGUUUGUAUUUCAGCUUUGCUUAUGAUUCCUAUUAAGAGCAUCAUUUUUUUUUUUAUUUUUUAAAAGGACUCAGUUUAUGCAACGUGGUUAGCAAUAGUUUUGUAAAUAUGUGCUACUUCAGAUCUAAAGAUAUGUUUUCAUUCAGUAAUUAUUUUACAGUAAAGCAAAGUGGAUACAUUAAAUAUGUUCUAUAAUGAACUAUAAUCCAGAAUACUUCGUUUCUUCCUGGUUCCCAAGGGACACACAGAAUGGACACCAGCAAAACUGGAUAGUAGUUAUUAUACCAAAGGGUAUGCAAUACCUGUUUAUAACCAAAUAAUUUAUUACAAAGAAAGCCUUUACCAUUUGUCUUAAAACAUUUUCAUUCUUAAUCAUGCUUAUCCUAUGUAUAGAAUAAGGAUUUUUAUGUAGAGUUCAUCCUCCCGCCAUAUUGAAGCCAAACAUCUUCACUAGGAAAUGAAUAUUUUCUGCCUUUGCUAAUGAUGGUUAAUCCAAAGUCUCUAAGAAAAAUUAAUCUUUUUCCCAGUUUUUAUUUUAUUUGAGCUGCUUUUCCACACCAAACUAAACUGCUUCUGGGUCCUUGUGUAGAACAUUUUGGAAAAACCAUGGGUUUGGUUUAAGACAAGGAAAUAGUCAUAUAUUUGUCCAAAGCUGUACAGCAUGCGGGUUGCGAAGUCAUCGUAGCACUGUUCCGGCUGCUGCUCUCCUCCAUGGUUUCCUGGUAUCUUUGAUUUGAUACUUCAUUUGCUGGUAUCUGGCAAGAUGGAUAUUUAAAACUGCAUCAAUAGUGCUUUAUAACACUAAUUGCUUUGUCUGAAAUCCAGAAACACUGAAAUAAUUAUAUGUUGCUACAAAUGCCUAAGACCUUUCUUUAAAAAUAAUAUAGUUUCUCUUGCAUUGAUCACUGAAAAACUUGUCAUAACCAAAUCAGGUGAAGACUGAGUGAACAUGAAAAGUUGUGGUUGACUUUGAAUGGAGUAUUAAAAUCAUGCUGCAGGAUUUUAGAGUAGGUUGAGGACAACGAUGUAAAACCAGCUUUGUGGCCUUGAGCUACUGGGUCCAGCAUCCCACUGUUUAUAGUGCAACAGAAGCAAAGGGGAAAGAGCUUGGGGUAGUGGUGAGGAAUCCACAGUUCUUAGUGAUGAGGGAAGUCAAGUUUGGAAAAGAGUGCAGUGCUUUAAAAAAAAUGAAUUUUCAUGUUGUACUGGCUGAGAAAAUUGCAAAAUACAAUGUUUAUUGGUGGAGAAAAUUAUCACCUAUGUGGAAUCUUAACCAAUGUUAAAAAUACUACUUGUAUGAAGAUUACAUAUAAAGUAGUAGCUUGGAAACUGCUCAUUUUUUGGUUGCGGUAUUUUGUUUAAAGUGUGUUAACUAAGCAUACAAGUUUUAUUCAACUAGUAUAUAUCUCUUUAGUAAUGGCAGAUUUUAUUUUAUUCUUGAUCUCAGAGCCAUAAGCAAUGCAUUUGUUUUGGUUCAGUUCAUUAUUAACUUGAUAAAAUUAACUUUGAUAAUGUAUAUGGUGGCAGGCAACCCAUCAGUUCACUUAAUGCAAACUAUUUGAAUUAUUGAAAAUGUAGUCACACUUGCUAUUUGACUAGGUCUAAUUCAAACUAGUGUAUUUGUUAGUGGCUACAAAACCAAUUUCUAGCUCAUUUGCAGUAUGCAGCUUUCCAUUUGGUACCACUAUUUAGACUAAAUCCUUUUCAAACAAGAAAAAAUUGCUGCCCCAAGGUAAAAUAAUCUGAAAUAUUUAUAUAGUAAAUUGAAUUCUUAAGUGGCAAUUCUUGCUAUUUUUCCUAUCAAAGGCAAUUUAUUUGAGUAACUAUUUCAAGCAGUAAAAGGACUCAGACAAUUAAAGUCGAAUUUUGGCUUUUCAGAGUCUCUCUGGAGGACUUCUAGAAAUUACUGCAUCACAGUUAGAUUAAAAAUGGAAUGCUACCAUUAACUAAUCUCAUAGGGAUGAUAAAUGGAUGAACAGCCAAUUGUAAAUUGAUUAAAAAUACUAAGCAAGCAGAAAAACUGAAGCAGGCAAGCUAUUCCAUAUUUAUAUUUUAGAUCCCUGGGGAAAUUCUAUUAAUCUUUCCAGCUAACAGAGAUUCGCAGCAUAAGUCGAUUAAUGACGUCUUAUUAUUUCCAGAUACUUUCAUAUUAAGUUUAUACUCUAAUAUAAAUCUCCCUUUGUAGUCUUCAUUUUCUUCAGCAUCUCAUUACUCAAGCCAAAUUCUAGAAUUCAUUGUGAUUUUCUUCCCCUUUAUUAACUAAUGCUUUUAGUAAUCAUGAAGCUCUUCCCAGUAGCUCAUUAAUCUAGCCCAUUGUUUUCCCCACUCUGCCUUUGUCAGCUACCAGAGCUAAGGUACUGAUUGUCCUACCUCAGUCUCUCACCUAUUAUUCUCAUUGUUGCUCAAAUCAUGUUUCUAAAAUACCAAUCUCACUAUUUAACUUGAUGUGAUGAAGUCUAUGUCAAACCUCUGCAGAUUCAUCUAUGCCUUUUCUUAAUAUGCUAGAUUCCAAAUCGCAAAUCUCUCUCCAAUGUCUGACUUACCAUUGACAGAUAAGAGAUUCAGUGCAGAAACUCAAUUCCCUGUGGUCUAGCACACUGACUUACUGAAGCUUAGCUGUUAAGACUUUAAUCUGAUGUUACUUCGUCUUACUGAUCUUUCAUAUCCUGUGGGGGUUGCGGCAUCUAUGUGCUCAAAUAACUCAACAUUUCUUUCUGUUUAUCUCCCUCUAUUAUAAAUAUACAUCUGUCUCCUUC
Messenger RNA from Condylura cristata (star-nosed mole), 4376 nucleotides. RefSeq names its product embigin (gene EMB). Bases 583 to 1578 code for a protein of 331 amino acids. The record is from RefSeq and is a predicted model, not a curated record. NCBI's taxonomy places the organism in Eukaryota, Metazoa, Chordata, Mammalia, Eulipotyphla, Talpidae. Gene Ontology annotation, biological process: dendrite self-avoidance; axon guidance; homophilic cell-cell adhesion. Gene Ontology annotation, molecular function: cell-cell adhesion mediator activity. Gene Ontology annotation, cellular component: axon; plasma membrane. The transcript has 9 exons.